AUGGCGCCCCGGAUAUUCCCUCCCAGUGCGCUCCGGUGCUGCCAUGCAUCCCAGGCGUCGCCAGUCAGUUCAUUGAUGUCGUGUCUGGCCGGGCUGAAUCUGCAGACGCAGCAGACGCAGGUGCUGCAGGCGCGCCACGCCUCGAUCCUCAGCAACCUCGCCAACAACAAGGGAGCCGUCAAGGAGCGCAAGCGGGUGGGACGUGGUGCGUCUUCAGGACACGGGAAGACUUCUGGACGCGGUCACAAAGGUCAGGGACAGCACGGCAAGGUUAAUGCGUGGUUCCAGGGAGGACAGACGCCUCUGAUUGUGAAGCACGGAAGGAAGGGAUUUGAUAACUUGCGUGCCCCCGAAAUGUCCGAGGUCAACCUGGACAAACUCCAAGACUGGAUCAACCAAGGCCGCAUCGACCCGACCAAGAAGAUUACGCCCAAGGAGCUCAUCGAGAGCCGGCUGGUGGGCAGCGUUAAGGACGGCAUCAAGAUCCUCGCGCGCGGCAAGAAUAGCCUCCGUCAGCCUAUCGACAUUGUGGCCUCGCGCGCCUCGGCCGGCGCCAUCGAGGGCAUUGAGGCCGCUGGCGGCAAGGUGGUGACGCGGUACUACACCAAGCUAUCAAUCCGGCGACUCCUGUCGGGUGAGUCGGUGCACUCCGAAACCCCCCUACCCGUGGGCAAGGAGCACGUAGCCCGCAUCGUCGACGAGGCGCGCAAGGGUGGCUUCCGCUACCGUCUGCCCGACCCCACGAGUCGUGAGGACAUUGAGUACUACCGUGACCCGGCUCACCGCGGUUACCUCAGUCACCAGCUCAAGGAGGGAGAGUCGCCGUCGCUGUACUUUAAAGUCCCCGGUGAGAAGAAGAUUAAGACGGCCGUCAACAAGGAUAAGUUGAAAACCAAAGAGGAGACGAUGUGGUAA
Messenger RNA from Geosmithia morbida, 915 nucleotides. Its product is annotated as large subunit ribosomal protein L15. Gene Ontology annotation, molecular function: structural constituent of ribosome. The transcript is spliced from 2 exons. The record is from RefSeq and is a predicted model, not a curated record. Gene Ontology annotation, cellular component: mitochondrial large ribosomal subunit. The coding region runs from base 1 to 915 and encodes 304 amino acids. Lineage: Eukaryota; Fungi; Ascomycota; Sordariomycetes; Hypocreales; Bionectriaceae. Gene Ontology annotation, biological process: translation.